Molecule: messenger RNA, 744 nt
Organism: Protopterus annectens (West African lungfish)
Lineage: Eukaryota; Metazoa; Chordata; Ceratodontiformes; Protopteridae
Product: cornifelin-like
Exons: 4
Coding region: 163-594 (143 amino acids)
Source: RefSeq, a predicted model, not a curated record
AUGAUAAAAUGCAAAAGCACUUGCUGACCAUCAUUUUCUGAGUAAACUCCUUUCCUUGGUAUACUUUUUACCUGCUUAUCCCUAUCAAGCACAAAGCUCAUUUAUUUAAGAUUUGAUUUGAGCUUACACACUGUUUAUUCCUCAAAAUAAAAGAAAGAUAGAAUGGCAACAGUAACACAGCCCCAGAGGGUAUCUCAGACUGUUAUGAUUCAAGAAUCUGACUGGAGUUCAGGCAUCUGUGACUGCUGCGAUGAUAUGAGCAUAUGUUGCUGUGCUUGCUGGUGUUUCUCCUGUUUUCAAUGCAGUACAGCUAACAAAUUUGGUGAAUGUUUGUGCCUACCAAUCCUCGAUGGCGUUGGUCUGUGUACACUCCCAAUAUCACUUUCAGUCCGUGCAGCAGCUCGUGAGAGAUUUAAUAUUAGGGGAUCUAUAUGUGGUGACUGCUGUACAAACCUUUGGUGCCUACCAUGUGCUUGGUGUCAACUGGCUCGAGAAAUGAAGGUCAGAAACAGACCAGUGACCAUUAUGAAUGCUUACAUCACUGAUCCAGCAAAUACGUCCUACAAUCCAAAGCUCAGGGCUCAUCUUGCAUAAUUCAAUAUAAGACAUUGUUCCUUCAUUGAUGUGUAAUAAUCCUUGUUCUUGAAUAUCGAUCAUCUCCAGCAGCGAUCAAUGAUAAAUACAUAACAUAUGUGCUGAUUUAUCUGUGUAAUACAAGCCUAAAUGUGCAAUUCUAUUUUAAUU